AGUAUAAUAUUUUAAAGUCUUAUGUUGGAGGAGUCUACAACCACAGACACUACACAAAACGAUACAACAGCACCUGAUACCGCAACGGGUGACACUGCAAUACCAGAGGGUACCAGUAAAGAAGAUGAGGUAAGCAGCGCGCAAGGAAGUGAAAUAGUGAAAUGCGGAGGAUUGGGAGAAAGUGACACACUGAAAAGCGCAGGAUUUGUGGGAAGUAUUGCAGAUCUAAAGGAAAAGAAGGAUAAUAUGGUGACCCUGAAAGUGGACGCAUGUUCUCAACAUGAUUUUUCUACGGACCGGGAAGUGGAGCAGGCCUUCAGGAAGACAGACACGUUGUCUUUGGCGGGAGACAGAGUUCACAUACUCUCUAAAUCAGCUCCCAGCUCGCGAUGCUGCUCUCCAACCCCAUCUAGCAACUCUUAUAAUGAGAUAUGCGACGAAGUUAGACCACUAGAUCUGGAGAGAAGAGGUAUUACCUUGCCUCCUCAGUUCAAAUCUGGAACACCUGUCCUCAGCGGAGUAAAAUCUAGAACUAGUUUUAAGAUAAAGAAGAAGCGGUUUAGUGUAACUAAGAAGUAUACUGAAGAGUGGACCGUUAUAAAACCUUCAGAGGGACCAGAAAAAAUCACAUCCAAUGGGAUGAGCAGUAGCGGCGAAGCUACAGGAUCUGAUAGCUCUGAGUACAGAGGCUGGCUGCUAAAAUGGACUAAUUACAUUAAGGGUUACAGACAACGGUGGUUCGUUCUCAGCGAUGGGCUCUUAUCUUACUACAGAUCGCAGGCUGAGAUGGCCCACACUUGCAGGGGUACAAUAAAUCUGGCAGGCGCCUCCCUGGAAAGCGAAGAUAGUUGUAAUUUCGUUAUCAGCAACGGAGGAGCACAGGUGUUCCACCUCAGAGCGAGGAGCGAGGUAGACCGACAGCGCUGGAUAACAGCCCUCGAACUUGCUAAAGACAGGGCUAACAAGAUGAGGGAACGAGUUGACGAUGAGGAAGACUUCGUGGUGUCCCCGGAAACCACUGCCACAGCUCUACGACAGAAACUAGAUCAUCUUAACACGUGUCAGAACCUUGUUAACCAGCAUGGGCUAGCUUUACAACAGGCGAUAUCCCAAAUAGAAGACAGCGCCAAGUUAAAGAGUCUAAUGAAGGACCCAGUGAUAGCACACCUUAUAAAGAAAACAGCCGAAUUCCGGGUAGCUUCCAGCAGCAUGAUAAAAGCUUGCAGCACGUUCGUAACCUACGCCGCGCACCACGAGAAAGAGUGGCAGAUGGCGCGCGAGCAGCGGGAGCGGCUGGAGGAGACGGUGGAGAGUCUGGCGCGGCAGCACAUGUCCCUGGAGAAGGCUAUGACGAAGAGCAAGCGCAAUCUUUCAGACAUCAAACAAGACAGACCGCCCGGGGAGGGUGUAGUCGGGAUAUUCGACAGUGACGAGGAAGAUGAAGAUUUCUACGAUGCAAUGGACAACUCUGAAGCGAAUAACGGAAACGUGGCGGCUGUGGCAGCCGCUCCCAAAGUGGAACCACCCACAGCAGUGGCACCGCUAGACACUGGAAAGUCUACACUCUCCACCAGAACAACGUCUCGGAAGAGGAGACUGCGGAUACCUGACAAACCUAACGAUAAAGCAAAUCUGUGGAACAUUAUGAAGAACUGUAUUGGGAAGGAGCUAUCUAAGAUACCCAUGCCAGUUAAUUUCAACGAGCCGAUAUCAUUUCUACAACGUUUAACUGAAGAUAUGGAAUAUGGAGACUUACUCACCAGAGCAGCAGAAUGUGCCACCGUUGAAGAAUCGUUAACAUAUCUUUCUGCGAUUGCUGUGUCUUCGUACGCCACUACAAGCUGCCGAACCAGCAAACCUUUUAACCCUCUAUUGGGAGAAACUUUUGAGUACGAUCGAACAGAUGAUAUGGGGUGGAGGAGCUUUGCAGAACAAGUAUCACAUCACCCGCCAGUAUCAGCAUUGCAUGUGGAACAUGAUAACUGGAUCUACUACCAGGAUUUCUCAAUGACUUCCAAGUUUAGAGGCAAAUAUCUGCAAGUCUUCCCUAUUGGUACUACUCACUUUAUUGUGAAAUCUACAGGUCAUCAUUACACCUGGAAUAAGGUUUGUACGACAGUUCACAACAUCAUCGUGGGAAAACUGUGGGUAGAUCAGAGCGGAGAGAUACUAGUUAAAGAACACAAAACUGGAGCCAGCGCGCGCGUCAAGUUCCACCCCUACUCCUACUUCUCGCGGGAGACGCCGCGUCGUGUGACCGGUAGUGUUCUUUCCCCGGACGGUUCACCAAAGUUCGAAUUACAAGGAACCUGGGAUAGCUCUAUGUCAUGUGCUGAGGUUUUAUCGAGUGAAGGAGAUAAUUGGGAUACUGCGGAGCAUCAGACUCGGUGGGUGAAAAACACCCCACUUGAAGACUCAGACAAAAUCUACAACUUCACUGCUAUGGCUGUUACACUGAACGAGCCUGACGAGGAAGUUGCACCCACGGAUGCGCGUAGAAGACCUGACCAAAGACUGAUGGAAGAGCAGAAGUUCCCCGCAGCUAACAACAUGAAGCUGACGUUAGAGGAGGCUCAGCGCACAAGACGCAGAGCUCGGGAAGCUAAGAUAGCUGCAGAGGGACCCUCAGCAAAAUAUGUGCCGAAAUGGUUCGCAAAACGAGAAUGCGAGAUAACAGGAGAGGAGAUUUGGAGGUUUACUGAUGAGUACUGGCAGUGCAAACAAUCUCAGACUUGGGAUAGGUGUCCUUCACUUUACAUGGAUGACGAGCAGGAGGAGGACGCCACGUGAUAACGCGUGACAAUGCGCGGCUCACUUCGCAUCACGUGACAAUGAGCCGCUAUCCUCACAUCACGUGUCACUGUACAUAUCGCAUCACGUGACACUGCGCUGCUCACAUUACAGCACGUGCAAAUUGUUUAUCAUCUCACUAGGCUUGUGAUUCGUCCUCACUCUUAUGUGACACAAAAAACAGAUUUUUACAAGAAAUUUGUUAGAUUAGAUGGCAGAUGAUAUUGACUAUGGGUGCGUUCUAAGUUGAGUAUAACUAUAAACUGAGUAUAUAAUGAGAUAAUAUUAAUGUUGUUUCGGAAAGAUCAGUUUUUAAUCAUCUUCUACAUCGUUUAAUAAUAAAUUUGAGAUUGUUUUGAUGGGUGAGUUUGUUGAAUAAUUUAUCGUAAAUAUAAUUUUCUCUGAACUGCUAAUCUCCCAAUUAUAUAUGAAGAAAAGAAAAAUAAAUGAAUUUGUGAUUUGGGGAGAGUGAAGUUGUUUUGAUAAUGAUCAAUUGUACAAUUGAAUUUGAGUCUAUUUUUAUCGUGGUCUAA
This is a messenger RNA of Bolinopsis microptera, 3323 nucleotides long. Its product is annotated as oxysterol-binding protein 1-like. NCBI's taxonomy places the organism in Eukaryota, Metazoa, Ctenophora, Tentaculata, Lobata, Bolinopsidae. Gene Ontology annotation, cellular component: perinuclear endoplasmic reticulum; cytosol; intracellular membrane-bounded organelle. The record is from RefSeq and is a predicted model, not a curated record. The transcript is spliced from 16 exons. Bases 22 to 2790 code for a protein of 922 amino acids. Gene Ontology annotation, molecular function: sterol binding.